Messenger RNA from Neurospora hispaniola, 1881 nucleotides. Its product is annotated as glucan 1, 4-alpha-glucosidase. The transcript is spliced from 2 exons. Lineage: Eukaryota; Fungi; Ascomycota; Sordariomycetes; Sordariales; Sordariaceae. The coding region runs from base 1 to 1881 and encodes 626 amino acids. Gene Ontology annotation, biological process: polysaccharide catabolic process. Gene Ontology annotation, molecular function: glucan 1,4-alpha-glucosidase activity; starch binding. Gene Ontology annotation, cellular component: fungal-type vacuole. The record is from RefSeq and is a predicted model, not a curated record.
AUGCAUCUUGUCUCUUCGCUCCUCGUCGUGGGCGCCGCCUUCCAGGCCGUGCUCGGUCUGCCGGAUCCUCUGCAUGAGAAGAGGCACAGCGACAUCAUCAAGCGGUCUGUCGACUCUUAUAUCCAGACCGAGACUCCCAUUGCGCAGAAGAACCUUCUGUGCAACAUCGGUGCUUCUGGAUGCAGAGCCUCCGGUGCUGCCUCUGGUGUUGUGGUUGCCUCCCCUUCCAAGUCGAGCCCUGACUACUGGUAUACAUGGACUCGUGAUGCCGCCCUUGUUACCAAGCUUAUUGUCGACGAAUUCACCAACGACUACAACACCACUCUUCAGAACACCAUUCAGGCUUAUGCUGCUGCACAGGCCAAGCUUCAGGGCGUUAGCAACCCGUCCGGUUCCCUCUCCAACGGUGCCGGUCUUGGUGAGCCCAAGUUCAUGGUCGACCUCCAGCAGUUCACCGGUGCAUGGGGCCGCCCCCAGAGAGAUGGUCCUCCCCUUCGCGCCAUUGCCCUCAUCGGCUAUGGCAAGUGGCUCGUCAGCAACGGUUAUGCUGAUACUGCCAAGAGCAUCAUCUGGCCCAUUGUGAAGAACGACCUUGCCUACACUGCCCAGUACUGGAACAACACCGGCUUCGAUCUCUGGGAGGAGGUCAACAGCUCUUCUUUCUUCACCAUUGCCGCCUCCCACCGUGCUCUCGUUGAGGGUUCUGCCUUUGCCAAGUCCGUCGGCAGCUCUUGCAGCGCUUGCGAUGCCGUUGCUCCCCAAAUUCUGUGCUUCCAGCAGAGCUUCUGGUCCAACAGUGGCUACAUCAUCUCCAACUUUGUCAACUACCGCAGCGGCAAGGACAUCAACUCCGUCUUGACUUCCAUCCACAACUUCGACCCCGCUGCCGGUUGCGAUGUCAACACCUUCCAGCCCUGCAGCGACCGUGCUCUUGCCAACCACAAGGUUGUCGUUGACUCCAUGCGCUUUUGGGGUGUCAACUCCGGUCGCACUGCCGGUAAGGCCGCCGCUGUCGGUCGCUACGCCGAGGAUGUCUACUACAACGGUAACCCCUGGUACCUCGCUACUCUCGCCGCCGCCGAGCAGCUCUACGACGCCGUCUACGUCUGGAAGAAGCAGGGUUCCAUCACCGUCACCUCCACUUCCCUCGCCUUCUUCAAGGACCUCGUCUCCUCCGUCAGCACCGGCACCUACUCCAGCUCCUCCUCCACCUACACCGCCAUCAUCAACGCCGUCACCACCUACGCCGACGGCUUCGUCGACAUCGUUGCCCAGUACACUCCCUCCGACGGCUCCCUGGCCGAGCAGUUCGACAAGGACUCGGGCGCCCCCCUCAGCGCCACCCACCUGACCUGGUCGUACGCCUCCUUCCUUUCCGCCGCCGCCCGCCGCGCCGGCAUCGUCCCUCCCUCGUGGGGCGCCGCGUCCGCCAACUCUCUGCCCGGUUCCUGCGCCGCUUCCACCGUCGCCGGUUCCUACGCCACCGCGACUGCCACCUCCUUUCCCGCCAACCUUACGCCCGCCAGCACCACCGUCACCCCUCCCAAGCAGACCGGCUGCGCCGCCGACCACGAGGUUUUGGUAACUUUCAACGAGAAGGUCACCACCAGCUAUGGCCAGACGGUCAAGCUCGUAGGCAGCAUCGCUGCGCUCGGCAACUGGGUCCCCGCCAGCGGCGUCAGCCUGUCGGCUAACCAGUACUCUUCUAGCAACCCGCUUUGGUCCACCACUAUUGCGCUGCCGCAGGGCACCUCGUUCAAGUACAAGUAUGUCGUUGUCAACUCGGAUGGGUCCGUCAAGUGGGAGAACGAUCCUGACCGCAGCUAUGCUGUUGGGACUGACUGCGCCUCUACUGCGACUCUUGAUGAUACGUGGAGGUAA